Molecule: messenger RNA, 543 nt
Organism: Tripterygium wilfordii
Lineage: Eukaryota; Viridiplantae; Streptophyta; Magnoliopsida; Celastrales; Celastraceae
Product: pectinesterase inhibitor-like
Exons: 1
Coding region: 1-543 (180 amino acids)
Molecular function (GO): enzyme inhibitor activity
Source: RefSeq, a predicted model, not a curated record
AUGAAAAUGAAGGCCAUCUUCUUCCUCCUGUCUCUAGCCCUGUGCCUCACCCUAUUGCCCCAACCAACAAUCGCCAAAAACCACAUCAACCACCUAAUAGCCAAAAUCUGCAGACAAUCUGGUAACUGCACAUUCAGCCUUAAAUCGAACCCUGUUGAAGGCCAACGAGCAGACCUGGUCAGCGUCACAUUGAUCGCUAUUAGGCUUGCGUCGGACAAUGCUGUGGAAACAUCUUCUCACAUCAAGAGCUUGCUUAAUAACACAGCUGAUAUGGACCCUUCCAUUGAGCAGGGGCUUUUUGAUUGCUCUGAUCAAUACUUGGAUGCGAUCGAGCAGCUGAAUAACUCGAUGGCGGCCUUGGUAGAGAAUGAUUACAAGGAUUUGUACGUGUGGAUUAGUACAGCAAUGAGUGAUGCAGAGUCAUGUGAGGAUGGAUUCAAGGAUGUUAAGGAUCAUCCCUCUGUGCUAACUGAUAGGAAUAACCAGUUUAGCCAAUUGUGCAAAGAUGCCUUGACUGUAUCCAAACAUUUGUUGACAAACUGA